CCACUCACGAGACAGUUCCAGGUCCAGUAGAAUAUGUGAAUGUGACUGUUGUAGAUGUCAAUACUCUCGAUGUGUCGUGGGAUCCUCCAACAUACCCUAAUGGAGACCUCACUGGAUACCAAGUCUUGGUCAUAAACCGUACAAAGACAACCUCCAAUAAAGUUCCACCUCACUUGAACCGACUGAUAAUUGAUAGA
Molecule: messenger RNA, 197 nt
Organism: Geodia barretti
Lineage: Eukaryota; Metazoa; Porifera; Demospongiae; Tetractinellida; Geodiidae
Source: the annotation of a GenBank genome assembly